CAGCUUUUCUCCCGGACGCCUGGGCUGAAGACACAAUGUCGGGCUCCUCCCGCCGACUGCUCUGGGCCGCCACCUGCCUCGCCGUGCUCUGCGUCUCGGCCGCGCAGCCCAACAUCACCACCCUGGCUCCCAACGUGACCGAGGUGCCGACCACGACCACCAAAGUGGUCCCGACGACGCAAAUGCCCACCGUGCUACCAGAAACCUGUGCGAGCUUCAACAGCUGUGUUUCCUGUGUUAAUGCCACCUUUACUAAUAAUAUUACCUGCUUUUGGUUACAUUGCCAAGAAGCAAAUAAGACCUAUUGUGCAAAUGAACCAUUAAGUAAUUGUUCCCAGGUGAACCGCACUGACUUGUGUUCUGUAAUACCUCCUACCACUCCAGUGCCAACCAAUUCUACAGCUAAGCCCACAACUCGGCCUUCCUCUCCUACACCUACUCCCUCAGUUGUCACAUCAGCAGGGACAACAAAUACCACACUGACUCCAACCUCCCAGCCUGAGCGGAAGUCGACCUUUGAUGCAGCCAGCUUCAUUGGAGGGAUCGUCCUUGUCUUGGGUGUGCAGGCUGUAAUUUUCUUUCUCUAUAAGUUCUGCAAAUCUAAAGAACGAAAUUACCAUACUCUGUAAACAGACCUGUUAAAUUAAUGUGGACUGGCAGUUAACUUGUGCAACUCACUGAAACCAAAAUAUUGAAGAAGUCCCACAUGGAAGACGCUGUUCCAGGAUCUUUACCUUUCCAAAGGAUGCAUACAGGAUAUUUUGGAGCAUCAUCCUCGAAGAAAAGUCAGUUAAACCAUUUAGUUCAUCAGGAAUAUUUAAAAUAUUCUGCAUGAAUCCGUGUGGCUGUCGUCUUUGUUUACCAUGGCUGCUGCUGUGGGACUGUUUUUUCCUCUGACAUGCCAAAUGUAACUUCUGUAAGUGGUGGAGAGUGCUGUCCUGUGUAGGCAGCUUCUGACUGCAGUUGAAAUGUAGUCCCCUAGAAUCCUAAAGGCUGUUAUUCUCAUCCUAGUUCCAGGUGUAACUUGGUGGCCAGAAUUGAGAAGAGUGCCAAAUGACCACCCGUCAGGCAGAUUGAGGGCCAUCACUUCAAACAUAGAUUAAAUUUGUUUAGCACUAAACUAUCCCUAGAGUAAAUUUUUAUGCUUGACAAGUUGUAUUUUAUAUAUUAGAAAUAAGAUGCCACACAGGGCAAUCCAGAUUUAGAUUAAAGAAAGGAUACACAGACAUUAAUCUGCAACAGGUCUUGUUCAUACUCAUAAAGUGUACCGUAUUAAGAAAUCAGAACAGUGCCUUAAGACAGACUGAGACGUCGUGAAAAAUGUGUUCACACUGUGGGAGGCAAAGCUUGGUCUGAGAAUGUAACUGUUGAUGUGAGCAGCAGAAAUCUGCUUAUAGAUAACAUACUGUUAAUAUUUAAUUAAAAGCAUUGUUUUUUCUAGAGCUGAGAAAUAGAAGCUAAAGAAUAAUUAGAGCUGAAAGGCUUCCUUAUAUCAAACCAUCUAACAUUUUUCUUAGGGCUGUUAAACUAGACAUAAAAUUGAUUUAUCUUUCUCUCUGUACACAAAGUAUCCAAAUAUUAUACCUUAAGGAUUCCUACCAGGUUUUCUUGAAAAGUGGCUUUUACAUGAGGCAAGAAGGAAGUAGUUGUAGAUAGAAUCAUUUUCUAGUUCUUUAAAUGAGACAAUCACUUUGUUUUCUAAUAGAUGUGACCUGUGUAACUUAAAAAAUCUGAGGGUUUGAGAGAGGUUGCUCUAGAUUUCCAAUGACGAUACCCUGGCUGAAUAGGCUUUUCUCUUCCUUGGGCCUUUACUUCUUUUCUUCCUCCUUGGUUUCAGUUCCCAUGUGCUAUCAUUAUAAUCAUGCAGACUUUUACUUCAGUUGCUUCUGAAAGCACUAAGUUUUCAGUUUUGGAGUUACUUCUCCCUUGCCUCUGACACACUGCACACGUCUAGAGGCUGUAAUUGGAAAUAGGCUUUUGGUUUCCUGUGCCAUUCAAGUUUGGGGCUUUCAUUUGGUUACAGAGUUCAGCGCUUGGUUCCCAGGGUUUAUAUACGAAACAGCGGAUUGCUGUGGGCUGGUUCAUAAAGUGAAACUAAUGAAUCUAUCUCUUUGUCACUUGCUGGUACAGCUAGUUUGUUUCACUUGCACAUUUGUACAUAUAUCUAAUGUUUUCAAGUGCCUUACUUGUUUAAACUCUGACUUCAAAGGUUUUUGGGGAAAGAUAGGUUUACCUCACAGUUAUGUUUCCAUUGUAAUUUCUAGGUUCCUCACAAAAAUCUAUUUCAGUGCUGUAGCUGUUAGUUUUAAGUGAGUGCUAAAGUUCUUUUAAAAGUACACAGAAUUUCCAUUCCUUAUAAAGGUGGCAAAAUUGGUUUGUCAUUUACCUCCAUGUGACUCCUUGCCCCAUAUAAAUGUCAGCAUAUGUAGCAAGUUUUCUAAGAAUGUAACUUAAUUUGAAGCUCCUGAAAUUUUGAGCACUGCUCUAACAUUGUAGGAAGUUAGUGACAUUUUGCAAGUCUCUACAAAAGCUCUUGCCACAGAAUUCACUGCUGCCCUGACUCUUCACCAUCUUUCUUUAGCAAGGUAUUUUGAGCCAUUAAUGAUUUUGGGUUUUUUAAUCCAGAAGGUAUAUAAAAGCCUUUUCAGAGUUUUCAUCUGAUUUGUCCUGAGGAUCUAGUUCUAUCAAAUACCUUAUUUUACCUUUGCCAUACUUGCUGCACAAGCAGACACUGCUGGACUUAGAAGUUUCUAUUUGAGUUCCUUAAACUACAAAACUAAUAUGUAUGUGUACCAAACUGAUUUAAAAUAAAUGUUUAUUAGUCUCUUGA
Mus musculus (house mouse) is the source of this 2830-nucleotide messenger RNA. RefSeq names its product CD164 antigen (gene Cd164). The record is from RefSeq and is marked provisional. NCBI's taxonomy places the organism in Eukaryota, Metazoa, Chordata, Mammalia, Rodentia, Muridae. Bases 36 to 629 code for a protein of 197 amino acids. Gene Ontology annotation, cellular component: endosome; lysosome; endosome membrane. The transcript has 6 exons.